GUAAACAGAAGUGAAAAGAAGACACGCGAUGGAAAGCGUAAAUAUUUACAUUUCUUGAGUGUUUGUGAGAAUAAUUUUUAUUUAUAAUAUCAUGAUAGACGGAAACAUUUCUAUGGAGGAGGAUACAGAAUUACGGGAUUUGGUGGUGCAAACCCUUGAAAACAAUGGUGUUCUUGCAAAAGUGCGGGCAGAACUCAGGGCAAGUGUGUUCUUAGCUUUAGAAGAACAAGAAUCUGUAAUGAAUCCGGAACCACUUCUAAAUAAAACUGUAAAGCAGUACCUGGCUAAUUCAGAAGGAAAAUUAUUGUUUUCCUUGGUUAGGGAGUUCCUAGAAUAUUUUGGUCUUGAUUAUACAAUAUCAGUAUAUGAUCCCGAAACUUACUUUGGGAAGGAAUAUAAUUAUGUUGGGAGAAAUAAAUUAUGCGAAGAAUUAGGUAUUGAAUCCAACGAACCAUUGCUUGGAGAAAUAUUAAAAAACAGUAUGAACAGUGCCUUUAAUAAUACACAAAAGAAUGAAAUUGACAGAAAUGUUAGUAAAACUGACGAACCAACAACAAAUGCUGCUAACACAACAUUUGAAAUUUCCAUCCCAAAAGUAUUAAAUAUUGAGACAACAUCGUUGUCGAAUGAUAAUGAUAUGUCAGAUAAAUUAGAAAGUUCCUCGCAACAGAGUCCAAAACUACCGAUAAAUGUGACGGUAACAGAUAGAAAAGAUAAGGACGCGUCUGUUCAUAUUUCAACGAAUGAAUUGAAUUGCGAAAAACAAAAUGAUCCUCUCAGGAAUAAUACGACUUCGGAUUACAAUAAAAAGAAUAAUGGAAUUGAUAGCAAGGGGAACAAUAGUAUGAAUUUUGAUACACUCCCUACAAGUCCAAAUGGCACAAGUAAAGUGAUGAACUAUACAACAAAAGAGACUGAGAUAGAUACACCCAUCCAAACAAAUUUACUAAAUAAAACCGAGCCUUUAAUUAAGUUUGACGAAUCUAUAGUUACAGAAAUGCAAACAAAUCAAAAUGAUAUAAGCGUGCAAAAUAAUAUAAAUAGUUUGGAAUUACAUAUAGCGAAUAAUGUACAAAACAAAAAGCCAGUUAGCGCUGGUAACAAUUAUGGGAAAACUGUAUACUUUGAUGAAAUUAUUGUUGACGGUAAAAGAGAGAAUAUUAAUGAUAUACGUAAUACUCAAACUUUUUUAGAAGAUUUACCACCUUUAGAUAAAAAAUCACAAUCUAUACUUAGUGAUCUCCCGCCGCUUAAUGGUAAAACAACUGAUAUCAAUGAUUUGAAGGAACUGAUGGAUAUUGGGCUUGGAACUGACGGAACAGAUAAUUACGAGGAAGAUUUUGUAUCAUCAGCAUCUGGUAGUGCUUAUGAUCAAAGUCCUACCAAGGAUCCUACAAAAAUGGAUAGUCCAAUAAAGCUAGAAACUAAAAAGCACGAAAAAGUUUCCAGUGCUCAUAGCGAGGAUAUAAGCGAAGAAAUUGAAGAUAUGGACGAUAUACUUAGCAGUACAUCAUGUCUUGAAGAUAUAAAUAUGGAUAAAAAUAUAUCAAAUUUUGCGACGGGUAUUACAGCAAAUUAUGCGAAGGAAUUAUAAUUACGAAUUCUAUUACUGAAUUGCUUUAAAAUAUUUGAAAAUGUUAUUUCGUUCAUAACAUUGAUGAUAGUUGAUAUCCUAUGUCAGGGCGUCAAGUAUAUUAAUGCAAAUUUCUAUGGAUUUAUGAAUUUGCGAACUUAUUUUGGUUUCUGAAGUGACACUGCCAUUUAUGGCUCAAUAUUUAUAAGUUCUCCCACAAAAAACGUAGAAGGAAAAUGUCUGAUAUUAAAUGCACGUUUUAUAAAGAUUUAGUACUUUGCACGAAUUUCUUGUAAGACAAACCGUAUUUUUAUAAAUCAUUAAUUUUAAUUUUAGCGGUAUUUAAAUAAGUAUUCUAUGGAAUUUAUAUUGAUCACACCAUAAGGAAAGAAAUCAAAUAUUAGAGGAACUAAACUGAAACUGCCAUCGCUCUCUGUUAUCACUAUUACUGUAAUAAAGUGUUAAAUUAUAUUUUUUCUAAUUGAUGAUGUUAAAAGUAAGGAUUAAAUAAAAGUUCCAACAAGUGUCUAUACGAAAUACAAAUUGUACACAUAAUGUUACUACAAUUUUUUAAUGUAGUAGAUAGCAGCCAAUUAGAAGUUCUUAAAUUACAUUGAUAUGAGAAAUGACAGAAUAUAUUUAAGGAAGAAUACCACUGUGACUGCAGUAAAAACUAUUUUUAAGAAUUUUUUUAAUCAAAUUAAAUCUUUCAAUUUCGUUACAUUAUACUGUUGAUCGAAUGAAAGCUAAUAGAACCUUUAAUUGCACACACCCAGACAAACUACCUUCUACGUUGUUCUGUGUAAAUAUAUAUAGUAUUAUUACUCUUAAAGCUUAUCUCAAUGUUAAAAUAUUUAAUGAAAACAAAAAAAUGAGAAGUAAUCAGUUACAUUAAUGGUUGUUAAAUACUUAGUUAUGUCUUUCUAAACGAAAAUUUGUAACGAUUUUGUUGUGUUUACCAGAAUAACUCUCUUGAGUCUGAUUUUAUGACAGAACCGUCAUUAAUUACCUCAUUUAAUUAAAGUUACUGAUAUAGUAUUGAUAGCAAUAUCGGUAAAUCAUCCGUCUAAAAGUGGAUUGCCUAAAAAAACUACAUCAAAUUAUUUUUCUUUGACGAUAAUGGUGCUAAAUGCAUAAAACUAAAAGUAUCUAUUAAAAAGUUGAAGUUGAGACGUUCAAUAAAAGAUUAGGUGCUUAUAUGUUUUCUCGCAUCCAUCAAUCAUAACAUUUAAAUGAUAUUUAAAAAAGGAAAUUAUAGAUUAAGGCUUUCAACUUUUUGGGCAAUCCAAUACCUUUACAAACAUAUUGGUAUAAGUAUACUAUGCCCUAAAUAAGAUGCAAUAACUAAGUACAAUUCAUAAUGGAUCAACUGGAUGCUUGACAAAUCAAAAUCCUGUUUGUGCAGCCUGCUUCCUUCACGAAAUUUUUAGUAGCACACAAUUAAUCAUCAAUAGUAACUAUUGUAAAUGAUUCAAACAAAGCGAUUUCAUACGGUUAAUGUAUUUAAAAAACUCUAUUUGCACAACGUCAACUUUAUUUAUGUUAUCAUUAAAAUAAUAUUGUACCGUACUGCAUUAUGCACUAGAUACGUUAGAGCACUGGAAUCUCAACUAUAAUUUCAUUUUAGAUAUACUAUUCGUACUGUAACACAAUUACUCAAUAUUAUUGAAGGAUCAUUUCUUAUCUUUGCUACU
Molecule: messenger RNA, 3267 nt
Organism: Ceratina calcarata
Lineage: Eukaryota; Metazoa; Arthropoda; Insecta; Hymenoptera; Apidae
Product: dual specificity mitogen-activated protein kinase kinase 1-like
Exons: 6
Coding region: 92-1594 (500 amino acids)
Biological process (GO): microtubule anchoring
Cellular component (GO): centrosome
Source: RefSeq, a predicted model, not a curated record